Messenger RNA from Antechinus flavipes (yellow-footed antechinus), 1896 nucleotides. It is a transcript of the gene PDIA6, whose product is annotated as protein disulfide isomerase family A member 6. Lineage: Eukaryota; Metazoa; Chordata; Mammalia; Dasyuromorphia; Dasyuridae. Gene Ontology annotation, cellular component: endoplasmic reticulum lumen. Gene Ontology annotation, biological process: response to endoplasmic reticulum stress. The coding region runs from base 184 to 1497 and encodes 437 amino acids. The transcript is spliced from 13 exons. The record is from RefSeq and is a predicted model, not a curated record. Gene Ontology annotation, molecular function: protein disulfide isomerase activity; protein-disulfide reductase activity.
CCCUCCCUCUCCUGCCGCUAUUGCUCUCUCGCUUCCCUCCCCGCCCCUCUUGGGUAGAGGGAGGGGUUGCCCGGCCUGUGGGGGUAUUGAGGCGAGAGAGCGGGCGGGCGGCUGAGGAAGCAGGCGAGCUAGUAUUGCAGCGGCGGCUUUUAUUGCAACGGUGCCCCCGGGGCGCUACUCAACAUGACCGGCCUAGGAUUCGGACUAAUAAGCUGUGCCUUCUUUUUGGGUGUGAAUGGCCUAUAUUCCUCUAGUGAUGAUGUCAUAGAACUUACUUCUUCCAAUUUCAACCGUGAAGUUAUUCAAAGUAACAGUUUGUGGCUUGUAGAAUUCUAUGCUCCGUGGUGUGGUCAUUGCCAAAGGUUAGCACCAGAAUGGAAGAAAGCAGCUACUGCAUUAAAAGAUAUAGUGAAAAUUGGUGCAGUUGAUGCAGAUAAACAUCAGUCCUUAGGUGGACAAUAUGGAGUCCAAGGAUUCCCUACUAUUAAAAUCUUUAGCUCCAACAAAAAUAGACCAGAAGAUUAUCAGGGUGGUAGAACUGGUGAAGCUAUUGUAGAUGCUGCUCUUAAUUCUUUAAGACAACUGGUAAAGGAACGCCUUGGUGGAAGAAGUGGUGGAUAUAGUUCUGGUCGAAGUGAAGGUUCAGGCAAGAAGGAUGUGAUUGAACUGACAGAUGACACUUUUGAUAAAAAUGUGCUUGACAGUGAUGAUGUUUGGUUGGUAGAAUUUUAUGCCCCUUGGUGUGGACACUGCAAAAACUUAGAGCCAGAAUGGGCAGCUGCAGCCACAGAAGUAAAAGAACAGACAAAAGGAAAAGUGAAGCUAGCUGCUGUAGAUGCUACAGUAAAUCAGGCAUUGACUAGCCGAUAUGGGAUUGGAGGAUUUCCCACAAUCAAGAUUUUUCAGAAAGGAGAACCACCUAUGGAUUACAAUGGUGGGAGGACAAGAUCUGACAUAGUUUCCCGAGCUCUAGAUUUAUUUUCUGAUAAUGCUCCACCACCUGAACUCCUGGAGAUUGUUGAUGAAGCAGUAGCAAAGAAAACAUGUGAAGAUCACCAGCUCUGUGUAGUUGCCGUGUUGCCUCAUAUUCUUGAUACUGGUGCAGCAGGCAGAAAUUCUUACUUAGAAGUUCUACUAAAAUUGGCAGAGAAAUACAAAAAGAAAUUGUGGGGAUGGCUGUGGACAGAAGCUGGAGCUCAGCAUGAGCUUGAGACUGCACUGGGAAUUGGAGGUUUUGGGUACCCUGCAAUGGCAGCUGUCAAUACACGGAAAAUGAAAUUUGCUCUUUUGAAAGGGUCUUUCAGUGAGCAAGGAAUCAAUGAAUUUCUCAGGGAGCUUUCUGUUGGCCGGGGCUCCACAGCACCAGUAGGUGGUGGUAUGUUCCCUAAAAUAAACACAGUAGCCCCUUGGGAUGGCAAAGAUGGUGAGCUUCCCAUUGAAGAUGAUAUUGAUCUCAGUGAUGUAGAACUUGACGACUUGGGAAAAGAUGAGUUGUGAGAUAUGACAUAUACUUCUUGGGAGCGGAUUUUUCCAACAGUGGUGGAACAUCCUUUGCAAUCAAAUGGAUAUACCAGUGGCCUUCUUAAAAACUGAAGCAGCAUUGUUUGGUCAUUUUAAACACUGUAACAGUGAACUGUUUGCUUCUCAAGAAAAACAUUGAAAAAUUCUAUGAAUUGUUGUUAACCAGUGAAUUUGAUUGUAUUCUGUCAAAUAAUAUUUUGAAGAUAAUUGAUUUUUUUUGUUGUUAAAAUUUUUUUCCAUCCCAAGUGUGCUGUUUGUAGGUUCUUUAAGGCUGUUACUUUACUAAGUUUUUAACUGUGAUUUUUUUUUUCCCCUUCAUUUGAACACAAUGCUUUGUUCCAGUUAAAGAAUAAAAACAAAGUAUUUUUGACAGUG